AUGGUACUCCGAGUUGUUGGAGAUGACUUUCUUAGUCGCUGGGCUCUGACCUUGAAGGAAGACACCUCAUUCAACGAUUUUGUCAGAUACAUCUAUCCUAAGCAUGUCAUACUCACCACUGACAUGAAAGAUUACCUUAUGAGCGCUAUCUUCCUUAACUGGACCUCAAGUAGUAAGGGCAUCAUUAUCUCUGCCACAAAGUUAGCCGCCCAAAGAUCCAAGUGGUUGGGUGUUCAGCUAGAGUCUGGACUGAUCACCCAGACUCACCAUCGCUGCCACCUUCUCCCCGGUCCUCGUCAAGAUUCUUCAGCAGAGGAAGUGGAGGGAGGCUAG
This is a messenger RNA of Fusarium fujikuroi IMI 58289, 333 nucleotides long. RefSeq lists its product as uncharacterized. The record is from RefSeq and is a predicted model, not a curated record. NCBI's taxonomy places the organism in Eukaryota, Fungi, Ascomycota, Sordariomycetes, Hypocreales, Nectriaceae. The transcript has a single exon. Bases 1 to 333 code for a protein of 110 amino acids.